CGCCCCGCCCUGGGCGCCGGAAGUAGAAGUCUGGCACGCGCCGCGGCGACGAGGAGGGGGCGAUGGCGAUGCGGUGUCUUUUCGAGACUGCCAGAAAGUGGGGCGGCAGCCAGAUGGCCGCGUUGCCGGGGUCCGCUGCCGUCGGCAGGGGCCUGGUCCGGGGCUAUGCCAAGAAACCGGUGGUGAAGGUAGGAAAAAGUAAAGGCAUGGUCCUGGAGAGGCUCAGAGACCCGCCGGUGUGCAAGGACCCAGCCCUGCUUACCACACAUGCCAUGGGAGUCAAUAUCUUCAAGCAGGGCCCAGAAGUAGCUCUCAAGCCAGAUUCUGAGUACCCUGCGUGGCUGUUCCAGAUGGACCUUGGUUCCCCCAAGAAGCUGGAGGAGCUGGAUCCAGAAACCAAAUACUACUGGAGGCGCCUGAGAAAAGAAAACAUCUGGCGACACAACAGGCUGAGCAAGAACAAGAAGUUCUGAGUGGGUGUGGGAGAAGGGUAGUGGGGCAGCCGUGGCCCCCUGCCUGCCCCCAGACUGCCGGCCGCUCGGCCACAUGAAGGCCCCGAUCCUACAAAUAAAGAAAAUUCCCCGAG
This is a messenger RNA of Ornithorhynchus anatinus (platypus), 586 nucleotides long. It is a transcript of the gene MRPL54, whose product is annotated as mitochondrial ribosomal protein L54. Gene Ontology annotation, molecular function: structural constituent of ribosome. NCBI's taxonomy places the organism in Eukaryota, Metazoa, Chordata, Mammalia, Monotremata, Ornithorhynchidae. The transcript has 3 exons. Gene Ontology annotation, cellular component: mitochondrial large ribosomal subunit. Bases 63 to 473 code for a protein of 136 amino acids. The record is from RefSeq and is a predicted model, not a curated record.